GAUAACCCCAAAAUUCAGUGAAAUGUUGCAAAAAGACCCCACAAACUUUCCGUCUUCUUCUUUCCCUUUCUGACCUUCCACUUCUUUCAUUUCCAUGGCAGAAUUCCCAAGAGUGAAGAACCAUAACGAGACAUACACGGAGAAAAUCUCAAGCUUAGAAUGGAGCAAAGCAAGGAAGACGAUGAUCGAAGAACAAGCAAAUGCCGAAUUACAAUCUCUCCAACUUCUCUACCCCAAUCGUUUCGAAUACCUAAAGCUCGAACUCAAAUCCUUCAUCCAUCUCCUUCAAUCCCAACCCGAACAUCCUUUUCCUCAGCCAAACACUAACUUAACCUCCAACCGCUCGCCGUCGCCGUCCUCUUUCGGUCCUGAUACACAAGAGUCGAGUAGUUGUAGGAAGAGGAGGAAGGUGGCGGAAGGAAGAAACAAUGGAAGGAAUGGAUUACAGAAAGAGGUUGCUGAAUAUGAAUAUGAAUCUGAAACGAAGAUGGGACGGGGGAAGGAUAGAGUGGAUGUAGUUCUGGAAAGAGCGGCCGUUUGUCUUUGCAAGAUUCGACGGUUCAAAAUGGCGCUGUUUUCCUCCGCGGGUUGAAGGCGGUGCUCCGUCGUCUUGACGCCUCAAAGGUGCCGAUCCGAUCUUUCUCUUUCUCAUGCAAUGACAUUGCCUCUCACGUGUGAGAACGUUGAAAUUUGGUGGGGAAUGAACUUCAAAAUUUCGUGGGGGACGGGUGAAUGUUCUAUUUUGGUCCGAUUUUGCAGUUGAUGAAAAAGAAAAUAAAAAAUAUCACUUUUGCAUCUAUUUUACCUCCUCCCAUUUUAGUCUUUAAAUUUUUGCAAAUUAAUUACUUAGGGGUGGUUUGGCAGUAUCAAGUAUCAAGAAGUGGAGUGCCUUGUUCUCCUAUUUUUCACCCCUGUUUGUUAUUCUCACUCUAAUGUAUGUAACUAUUUCUCACUUCUCUAUUUCA
Molecule: messenger RNA, 965 nt
Organism: Cucumis sativus (cucumber)
Lineage: Eukaryota; Viridiplantae; Streptophyta; Magnoliopsida; Cucurbitales; Cucurbitaceae
Exons: 2
Coding region: 95-592 (165 amino acids)
Source: RefSeq, a predicted model, not a curated record